GACUGCCCCAAACAAAAACAUUUAGUAAGCAAGGACUUGACCAAAACGUUUGUCGUCCAAAACAGGAACCCUAAGUUAGUGGGGGUCACCUGAACCAAGUACCAAUCUGUUUCUGAACUACUAACAUUAGAACACCCAGGAUAGAAGGGAGUCCGCAAGCGUAAGAAAACAUCUCCCUGUGAGACAGGGCCCGUCACUAUGGCCACACUUUCGCUGAAGAUCAGUGUGGUGGACCAGAGCGUCAUCAAAACGAUGCAGUUUGAGCCGGCCACCAUUGUUUACGAUGCAUGUCGCAUUAUUAGAGAACGUAUCCCAGAGGCCAACCCUGGAAAUCGUAAGUAUCUUAGAAAGGCUUCACUCCAGCUGAUGACUACUUGGAGUAGUUGAUUAGUUUUUGUUUAAAUUAGUGACUGUGUUGUCUUUAACCUGUCUCCUUCCUGUUUCAAAUAAUUUUUUAAAAUUUUUUUGUUUUUGGGGGGGUGUGGGGGGGGGGGGGGGGGUGUUCCAGCUUUAGUGUCUUGAUUUCUUUUAACCCUUUCUUUCAUUUUAAUGGUAACUUAAGGUCUCCAUAGAUCCGUUCUUCAUUUGGGGGCUGCACUCAGAUGAAUGGUUAAAUGCUACUUUACUUGGCUAGCAUAAAAAAAAUAAGUAAUAGCAGAAAAUAAUAUAGAAUAAUGUGAAUAAAGGCGAGCUGGCAAGAAUCUUUGAUACACCCAUUCAUUAAAAUUGAGUCUUUGAUACAUCCAUUCACAAAAAAUUGAGUCUUUGAUACACCCAUUCACAAAAAAUGAUGGUUUUUACUAUUCAGCAUGAUGCAAUCACAAUUCCCAAUGUUUCAUUCCAUUUUUAGCGUCUGAAUAUGGCUUGUUCUUGGCUGAUGAAGACCCCAAGAAAGGAGUUUGGCUGGAGCAAGGCAGAAGUCUAGAGUAUUACCUCCUGAGGAAUGGGGUCAGUGGCUUUAGCAGAUUGUUAUCACUCUCUUACGAGUGUUAAAUAAUUGAUACCUCAUGUGUGUCACAUGCCCAAGCAUUUAAGUUUUCCAUUGACAUACAAACCGCACUAUUGAUCUUGAUGUAGAUGAUGACGGCCGCUUUCUGUCAGAGCUGUUAUUUAAUUUUUUUAUUUUACUGUGCGAGAAUUUGAGUCCAAAGGAGGCUGAUCAGGUUUCUUGUUUCUGUUUUCUCUGUGCCACAGGAUCUUCUGGAGUACAAGAGAAAACACAGGAUCCUGAAGGUGCGAACACUGGAUGGGGUCCUGAAGACUUUACAAGUGGACGAUUCUCACACUGUGGGAUCUCUCAUGAUAACCAUCUGCACCAGGAUGGGUCAGUCUUAAAUUGUAGCUCUAAAUAAGAAAAACAUUUUUUGUUUGGAUAGAUGCUUCGAAAAGUAAAAUCUCUAACGGCCUUGGAAAGACAAAUAGAGACAUGUGCACAUCCCUCUUCCAGAUGUAAGUGCGCCGAUGAAUAAAUUGUUUAACAGAAAUCUCAUGUUUAUACCGCAGGUAUCACAAAUCACGAGGAGUAUUCCCUCGUCAGAGACCUGCCAGAUGACGAGAAAGAAAAAACCCUGACUUUGAAAAGAGACAAAUCUAUUGCCAAAGAUCAGAAAAGACUGGAAGAAAUGAAGAAGAAGCUUCACACAGAUGAUGAAUGUGAGUUGCCGUGUUACAGGGUUUUUGAGCUAUGGCCAAGUCUUGUCAAUGUCUGAUGUAUGGCUAAAUCACGAACUGUCAUUACUUUAGAAAAACUGCAGACAAAUAAUAUUUUGUGGGGUUUACUUGUUCUGUUUUCUUCUUUUUUUUGUUGUUUUAACUUCCAUUUACUUGUGUUUAGGAAUUUAUACACUUUUCAGAAGUCUUGCUAGACUUUGUUGUUUUUAAACAAUUUUUCAAACUUGGCAUGUGUGUCUUUGUUUGAACUUCUUUGGAGCCAUUUUUUACCGAUUCCCACAGACUUGGAGUGCUUAAAUUUAAUGCAUUGUUAGCUAUUUUAGAGACAUUUGAAUAUGUCAAAACUUAAUGUUUCCUCAAAUGACCUGACCAUUAGAAAUGUAUAAUUUAACACACACACACACUAAAAAAAAAAAAAACAAACGAGGGGAAUGUUUUAACCAAGUUUUUGUUUCUGAAUUGUUAAUAAAUUUAAUGCAUUGUUAGCUAUUUUAGAGACAAUUGAAAAUGUCAAAACUUAAUGUUUCCUCAAAUGACCUGACCAUUAGAAAUGUAUAAUUUAACACACACACACACUAAAAAAAAAAAAAACAAGCGAGGGGAAUGUUUUAACCAAGUUUUUGUUUCUGACUUGUUAACACAUCUAGCUUGUUAAUUUGUAGUGAACUGGUUGGACCACUCCAAAACUCUGAGAGAGCAAGACAUAGAUCCCAACGAAGUCUUGCUACUGAGAAGGAAGUUCUUCUACUCUGAUCAGAAUGUUGAUGCCAGGGAUCCAGUCCAACUUAACUUGCUCUAUGUUCAGGUAGUGCUUUUGACCAUAAGUUAUUGACCUCAAAUGCUUUGGGCUUUAUAGUAAACUAAAUAAACAAUUAUACUGAUUAUGAAAUUCAGUUCUUUUGCAAUAUAUUAAAAACUUUGAACACUGAAUAGCUUUGAAAUAAAAACAAUUUACAAGCAAAAAGAUUUAAAAAACAUGGAUUUUAUACUUUUUCAAGCAUAUUAAUAACUGUAGUAGAUAUAGGUGAAAGAUCCUUAGAAACCUUGAUCAAGUUGCUGAUAUAUGCACUGUCUCUAACCGCUGAUUCAUAUGACCAACUUGUUUGUAUUUCUCCUUCAGUCCCGUGAUGCAAUCCUCAAUGGCACCCACCCUGUGUCUAUGGAAGAGGCCAUCAGCUUCGGAGGUCUACAGUGUCAAGUCCAGUUUGGUGACCACAUAGAGUCGAAACAUAAACCCGGCUUUGUAGAGUAAGUGGAUCUUUAUAAUCCAACUUCAGUUAAACUCAAAGGCAGUAGUUUGUGGGUUUGGUCACUAAAUUUUUGUCUCUUAACUAUGUGAUCAUCUAAUUGAUUAAGAAUGUCGUGUGCGGCUCGAUGAAGCUCAAAGUAUUUUUGUGGUUUGAAUUGAUACACAAACUAGAGCAACUUCUCUGAAAGGCUUUUAGCUGACAUGUUUUUUUUCACUCAACUGAUUUACAUCCUUCGUUACCCAAUUCACCAUAUUCCUAUGUGAUGAAAUCAAUAAUAUCAAUGGUGACAGGUAUUCUUUUUUACUCUUUUUUGUACUCUUUUUGUUUAGUCGCAUAAAAAAAAUAUGUUUUACAAGUUAAUUUUUUAAAGAAUUAAGCUAAAAAAAAUCAUUUGUAUAACAUUUGAGUUGCGCUAUCCCAGUCGCUAUUAAAUUAUUCCAGUGGCAUUAAAGCUCUUGGUCCAGAUUCGUCAUGAAGAGUAACAAUUUCCUUCUUAAUGUUUAUUUCAGCUUAAAAGAGUUUUUGCCCAAGGAGUAUGUCAAAAUUAAAGGCAUUGAAAAGAAAAUUUUCAUUGUAAGUAUUUCAAUCAUUUUUACUGUUUUUCUUUUUGAGAGUUUCUUGUUGUAAAAUUUUUUAGAACAUUUUUCCUUAUUCAAUACCUUAAAUUUACAACACAUUUACUUAACAAGAUCUCAUAAACAACAUUGAAUUAUAACAACAUAUUUUCUCCACAGGAACAUAAGAAAUUUAUUGGCCUGUCAGAGGUUGAAGCCAAAGUGAAAUAUACCCAAUACUGUAGGUCUUUGAAGACCUAUGGAAUCACAUUCUUCCUUGUCAAGGUCAGUUUUAAUUUUACACCAACAAGACAAGUGCUUAAAACUUUCAAAUGCAUUAGAAACUUGAUUGACUGGACUUGAGUAGUGAACUUGUGUAGUCAAAUUAUGAAGUCAACUUGUGAAGUCAAAUUGUGCAGUCAUCUUGUCUAGCCAAAUUGUGCAGUCAUCUUGUGUAGCCAAAUUGUGUGGUUAACUUGUGUAGUCAAAUUGUGUGGUCAAAUUGUGUAGUCAAAAUGUGAAGUCAGAUUUUGUUGUCAAAAUGUAAAUUCAACUUGUAUAGUCAAAUUGUGUGGUCAACUUGUGUUGUCAAAUUGUGUAGUCAGAUUGUGUUGUCAACUUGUGUAGUCAUAGUGUGUGGUCAAAUUGUUUAGUCAGAUUUUGUUGUCAACUUGUAUAGUCAAAUUGUGUAGCUCAUAUAAUAACAAAAAUUGUGGAUAAUUAAUGGCGGGAUAAUAGAUGUAAUAAAAUAAAAUUUCAUCUGAAAGUAAUUCAAUAAUCCAUACGAGAAAAACAAUAUGCCUGUCCCUUCUUCAAGAUAAAACCGUACACUCUCUUGCUCUACUUAAAAACUAGUUCCCGCUUUUCUCAUGAUUUACAUCGUUCUCAUUAAAUCACUACGCCAUUGUCUCGUGAGAAUGAAUAUUAGGGUCGUGUGAAAAAUCAUAGUUAACUUGGUCUGUAACAAUAUUUAAAUAAAAAAAUCUAUAGUUCUGGUUAAAAGCUUCAUAAUUAAAAUUUUCUGUUAUUGUUUUUUUUUUGGUCUGACUCAAAAUACGGUUUUAAUGAUGCUCCCUGCCUUUGAAGAUGUAGAUCCUACAUUGUUUGGUCACAGCAUAGGAGUAUUGAUGAUUCAACUCAACAACUUUCAGUUAUAUGAGUUUUUGUUGUAUCAGUCAGAGUUUUAAACAUUAUGUGGUGUCUUCUGCACAUGUAGUCAAUAAAAUAAGAUGCAUGUAUGUAGCAGUUUUCAUGUUAACAUCUUGAGACCUAAAGAAAAUGGCAGCCUUCCUGCUUAUGGUUGACAUAGAUGUAACUUCUAUAGUUUCAUAUGUAGAUCUUUUGAGUUGUUUUGAGUUUCUUUUGCUGAUAAGGACCGUGGCACGGCAGUGGAGCACAGCUGUUCCUGGUAACAUGCAUCUUCUAAAUGUGCUGCCCAUUGUGUUUGCCAUUAUCUUGCCACAAUGUGUUUCCAAUCAAGUUUCUGUUUGUUUGCACCCACAGGAGAAGAUGAAAGGCAAGAACAAACUGGUGCCCAGACUUCUGGGUAUAACCAAGGAGAGUGUGGUGAGAGUGGAUGAGAAGACCAAGGAGGUGAGUGCCUAUUGGGUGGUUACAUCUCAACCAUGUUACAGACAAUUAAUGAACUAUAUCUCGGGCAAUUCAUGUACUGUCUUCCAGCUAAUUAAUUUAACAAUAUUCCAGUCAACUAAUGAACUAUAUUUUAGUCAGUUAAAACGUAUUUCUCAUGUUUAUCAAAAUAAUCCAUGAACCAUUUUAUCCAUUAUGCCCAUGUGUUGUUUGUGAUUUGUCCAGUUCAUCAAAGACUGUUGAGUGUGAAAUGUGAUCAAAUCAAUUCGUCGGAAGUUUUGAGAACAUAACUGUUGAUCCUUGAUUUUUUGACACCUGCUCUUGAAAGCAGCAUUAAUUAAUGGAACUAUCAAAAUAAAUUCUUUUGAAAGAGAAAAAAAAAAAAAUCAAAUUGUUAAUUAUACAGUUAGGCAUAUUCAAUCUCCGAGCUCUGUUUACACUGCUAGCUUCUUGAGGGGAUUCCUCAUUAUGUUAGGCACUUAAUCAUUUUUUAAACACUGUUAUGUUACUUUUUUUUUUUACUCUUUAAUCAGAAUAAAAAAAAAGGUGGGGGUGGGGGCAAGUUAGUACAUGUAAAAUUAAAGGGACCAUUUCCCCUAGCUAGGGAGCUCAUUAUAAGUCAAACUCAUCAUUAAACUGUGAGUGGUUGGAUACAUGAAGAGGAACUGUAUAAAACUUUUGAUAUAUCAGCAGCUCUCAAAACUAAAGCUUUAUUAUUAUUUCGACAGUGAGUUUUAAGAUAAAUUCUGUAAUUUUUUUUUCUUCAGAUUUUGAAAACUUGGCCAUUAACCACAGUACGCAGAUGGGCAGCCUCACCCAACAGUUUCACCCUGG
Molecule: messenger RNA, 5899 nt
Organism: Lymnaea stagnalis (great pond snail)
Lineage: Eukaryota; Metazoa; Mollusca; Gastropoda; Lymnaeidae
Source: the annotation of a GenBank genome assembly